Molecule: messenger RNA, 2561 nt
Organism: Ipomoea triloba (trilobed morning glory)
Lineage: Eukaryota; Viridiplantae; Streptophyta; Magnoliopsida; Solanales; Convolvulaceae
Exons: 3
Coding region: 195-1340 (381 amino acids)
Molecular function (GO): RNA nuclease activity
Source: RefSeq, a predicted model, not a curated record
CCCUCAGCAGCCAGUCCCAGUCCCCACUUCUGCCUCGCCGACUGCUCCACCAACCUCUCCGACUCCACCAGGCACCAUCCCCAGUCCGUUUGUCCACUGUCCAAACUCCAGCGAGUCAACAACUUAAGUCUCAAACUUCUGCGGUAGUUUAUGAUUUUGGUUGGGUUUGAAGAUUAUUGAAAAAUAACAUCUGGAUGUGGAAUCUUGUGAAAUCAAGCUCUAUUUUGAAUGAAAGUUGCUCAUUUAAGAAACUAAGAAUUGUAUACCCACAGCUUGGAUUUUUUAGAUAUUGUCAUUUUCAGUUGGGUUCUGAUGGAUUAGGUUCAUCGUCGGAUUUGGCACAAAAAAAGGCCCAAAGCAUUGUUGGAAUUUUCUGGGAUUUGGAUAACAAACCCCCCAAGACGUUACCUCCUUUUGAGGCAGCCUCUAAGUUAAGGAAGGCUGCAGAGCAAUUUGGGUUUGUGAAGUACAUGAUAGCUUAUGCUAAUCACCAUUCAUUUAAUUAUGUACCACCUGUUGUUAGGCAGCAGAGGAAAGAAAGGAAAGUGUUGAAUGAAUUAGAAAAUAAGGGAGUGGUUAAGCCAGAUGAGCCAUAUAUCUGCAGGGUGUGUGGGAGGAGGUUUUACACCAAUGAAAAGUUUAUUAAUCAUUUUAAGCAAAUUCAUGAGCGUGAACAGGUGAAACGGUUAAAUCAGAUAGAGAGUGCGAAGGGGAGUAGGAGGGUGAAGUUGGUUGCAAAGUAUGCAAUGAAGAUGCAGAAGUAUAAGAAUGCUGCUAGAGAUAUUUUGACACCAAAAGUGGGGUAUGGUUUGGCAGAUGAGUUGAAACGGGCAGGAUUUUGGGUUAGGACUGUUUCAAAUAAGCCAGAAGCUGCAGAUAUUGCUUUAAGGGAUCACUUGGUGGAUAUGAUGGAUAAAAGGAGGGUUGACUGUGUGCUUCUUAUAUCUGAUGAUUCAGAUUUUGUGGAUGUUUUGAAGGAGGCGAAGUUGAGGUGUUUGAGGACAGUGGUUAUUGGUGAUAGCAAUGAUGGUGCUCUCAAGAGGACUGCAGAUGCUUCUUUCUCAUGGCAGGAAAUAACAAUGGAGAAAGCUAAGAAAGAAGCAGUUUCAGUUGUGGGCCGGUGGAAAGACCAUGAUGUGUUGAAAACAUUGGAAUGGACUUAUAAUCCUGGGAGAGACAAAACAUACUAUUUUUCUGACAUUGAGAGUGAGAGUUCUGACAUUGAACAUUUUCUUUCCGGGGAAAAUAAUGAUAAUUCUCUGCAGAAGGAAGAUAGCGGAGCAUGGUGGGAGCUAGACUCUGAUACUGCAAACAUGAACAGAUCUUCACAAUCACUUUAAUAAGUAGUCAGUUAUAUUUUUAAGCUAUAAAGUGAUAGCCCAACAGUACUUAACAUGUGAAACAUACAUUAUACUCAAAGAAACCGAUUUCUGAUAACAAUGAGAUGAUUGGGCAUUUGGGCUCCUUCUGCAACAGCUUGGAAGAAACACUUUUCAAUUACAUAAGCAUCCAAAUAAGAACUGGGAUCUUUGCUGAUACGAAUUACCCCUAAUCCUAAGGCAGAAAGCAACUCAAGCUUGCUAAUCAUUGAUUGAAAAAGUUAUGUUCUGCUAGUUUCCAAGACAGUGAAACCGGAACCAAGCAUAGUCCAACUUGGCUGGAAUAUUCACCAUUGCUUUCUGAGCUUGUUACUGUGUUGCACAACUUCUGCUUAAGAACCAACAGAGGUACUUUCCAUAAGGCGAUAAACACUUUACAUUUUUAUGCAACCUUGCAUAGUAAGAAUGAUGAUCUUAACCUGAAUCUGAUCUUGAAGAGCUUUAAUGGAAAAAGAAGCCUCAAGGAGAACUGAAACAGUGUCGGUCUACAACAAUAUUGGCAAAGAGUUGAUCUUGGUUAGUAUCUAGCUAUCUGCCAUUUGUAAUCAAUGUAUUUAAAUUAGUUUGGGAUAGCUAUCCUUGCCAUAUGGGCAAACUGGCUUUUGAAGAGCUGCGAUCUUAUCACUUAUUAGCUUCUGGUUUCUCCUUACUGGUACCUAUAUUAUCACGGACAAAACAACAUUUUCAUAAUAAGAAAAAGAUCAAGGAUUACAUGUUUGCUCUCUGCAUUAAGAAAUACAUACCAAAGGUGUAGUAAAACUGUGAUGACAUUUGUGACAGAAUAGCAUUCUCCAUUUUUCUAGCUGCUUCAUACAGAGUUUGAGUUUGUUGAUGAUCACAGAGCUGGGAAAAUUGUUGUUGAGCUGAAUGGAAGACUGAAUAAAUGUGGGGUGAUAAGUCCGCGUAUUGAUAUUGGUCUUAAGGAUAUUGAAGGGUGGACUGCUAGAUUGCUCCCUUCAAGACAGUUUGGCUACAUUGUCCUGACCACUUCAGCUGGCAUCAUGGACCGACCAUGAGGAGGCCAGAAGGAAGAACCUUGGAGGAAAAGUACUCAGUUUCUUUUACUAGGAUUGUUUUGUCGAUUAGAAAAAACCUCCAGUUUUGGUGUACUCUUUAUGUUUGCUUUGACAAUGUGAACUAUUAUCUUUAUCAAAAGGGCAGUGGACAAUUACAUUUUGCUUA